AAAAUUAAACCCAAAUACCAAAAAAAAAAUGACGCUUGACUUACAAGCUUGAGAAACAAAACCCUAGCAAUUCAAAUAAUCUCAAACCAAACUCACAUUUCAAUCAAUGAAUUCGGAUAGAGCAAUGUCUACUGUUUCACCAGCAUCGACGACAAAUGAUGAUAUUGCAAAUGGAUUUCAAAAUUUGGGGAUUUCAAUUUCAAAUGUUAACGACCUGCAGAUCACUUGCUUCUCUGACGUCUUCAAUGACACUACCCUUCAUUUUCAGAUCAUUCGUCUUCCCAAACAGAUAUAUGCAUGGAUUGGUUGUGACUCUGCCAAAUUUGGUCAUUUAUAUGCUGCUGCACCUACAAGACCAAACAACACAGUCAGUGUAAGCUCCCUUCUUGGUGGUAACUCUGACAAUACAGGAUCUGGCAUUGCUCGUAGAAUAGUUAUUAAGACUGGAGUUCCUUUAACAUUGGCUUGCAACAUUCCAAAAGAUAGUCCCAUGCUUGAGGCUGCAGCUGAAAAGAAGCUAGUUCAGAAGCUAAAUGCUCUGGGUUACACAAAGUCCAAACAUCAAGAAUUAUAUUCAUAGAAAAAGUGAUGAAUCAAUCUACUGUUUGAGGGCGUGAAGUGGGAUCUAAACAUCAAUCAUGAGGUGAUAUAUAACCAUUGGAUAUAAAAACCCUAAUUUGUUGGAUUUUACUUUUAAGUAGAAAUUUGGUGUGCAUUGAAGUGGGAUCUAUAUAUACGGAAAUUGAAUUUUUUGUCACCCAAGGAGAUGUACACAAGCCUAUCAAACUAUAUUCAUAUCUUUUUCAUAUUGCAUAAUAUUUUAAUAUAA
Molecule: messenger RNA, 829 nt
Organism: Lactuca sativa (garden lettuce)
Lineage: Eukaryota; Viridiplantae; Streptophyta; Magnoliopsida; Asterales; Asteraceae
Product: proteasome assembly chaperone
Biological process (GO): proteasome assembly
Source: RefSeq, a predicted model, not a curated record